CAUGCAGGAGACGGUGUUUGACUUCUGGGGGAUGGUGUGGCAGGAGAACACUGUUGUCAUCGUCAUGGUCACCAACCUGGUUGAAGUGGGCAGGGUGAAAUGCUGUAAGUACUGGCCGGACGACACAGAGAUCUACAGAGACAUCAAGGUGACCCUCAUAGAGACGCAGCUACUGUCAGAGUACGUCAUACGGACCUUCGCUGUCGAGAAGAGAGGAGCCCAUGAGAUCCGCGAGAUCCGUCAGUUCCACUUCACAGGGUGGCCGGACCACGGGGUGCCCUACCACGCCACUGGCCUCCUGGGCUUUGUCCGUAGGGUCAAGGCCAAGACACUCAGCAACGCUGGGCCCAUGGUCAUCCACUGCAGCGCGGGGGCGGGCCGAACAGGCUGUUUCAUAGUGAUUGACAUCAUGCUGGACAUGGCAGAGAGAGAGGGCGUGGUGGACAUCUAUAACUGUGUCAGAGAGCUGCGCUCCAGGAGAGUCAACAUGGUGCAGACUGAGGAGCAAUAUGUCUUCAUCCACGACGCCAUCUUGGAGGCGUGUCUUUGUGGUGACACCACCAUUCCAGCCAAUCAGCUGCGCUCGGUCUACUAUGAAAUGAACCGAUUGGACCCCCAGACCAACUCCUCCCAGAUCAAAGAGGAGUUCCGGACUCUGAACAUGGUGACUCCGACGUUGCGGGUGGAGGACUGUAGUAUCGCCCUGCUCCCCAGGAACCACGAGAAGAACCGCUGUAUGGAUGUCCUUCCUCCUGACCGCUGUCUGCCCUUCCUCAUCACCAUCGACGGAGAGAGCUCCAACUACAUCAACGCUGCUCUUAUGGACAGUUAUAAGCAGCCAUCAGCGUUCAUCGUGACCCAGCAUCCUCUACCCAACACAGUGAAGGAUUUCUGGAGGCUGGUGUUGGACUACCACUGCACCUCCAUAGUGAUGCUUAAUGACGUCGACCCAGCACAGCUCUGUCCUCAGUACUGGCCAGAGAACGGCGUGCAUCGCCAUGGGCCAAUCCAAGUGGAGUUUGUCUCAGCUGAUCUGGAGGAGGACAUAAUCAGUAGAAUAUUCCGGAUCUACAACGCAGCACGGCCUCAGGACGGGUACCGUAUGGUGCAGCAGUUCCAGUUCCUGGGUUGGCCAAUGUACCGAGACACUCCCAUGUCCAAACGCUCCUUCCUCAAGCUCAUCAGACAGGUGGACAAAUGGCAGGAGGAGUAUGAUGGAGGAGAGGGACGCACUGUGGUGCACUGUCUUAACGGAGGAGGUCGCAGUGGGACGUUCUGUGCCAUCAGCAUCGUGUGUGAGAUGUUGCAACAUCAACGUUCUGUAGACGUUUUCCACGCCGUCAAAACACUGAGGAACAACAAACCCAACAUGGUCGACCUACUGGAUCAGUACAAGUUCUGCUAUGAAGUGGCUCUGGAGUACUAGAACUGUGGAUAAACAACAGUCUCAACCUGGACGCAGAACUAUGAAC
Oncorhynchus masou masou (cherry salmon) is the source of this 1472-nucleotide messenger RNA. RefSeq names its product receptor-type tyrosine-protein phosphatase mu. The transcript has 11 exons. NCBI's taxonomy places the organism in Eukaryota, Metazoa, Chordata, Actinopteri, Salmoniformes, Salmonidae. Gene Ontology annotation, biological process: protein dephosphorylation. The record is from RefSeq and is a predicted model, not a curated record. Bases 2 to 1426 code for a protein of 474 amino acids. Gene Ontology annotation, molecular function: protein tyrosine phosphatase activity.